CUUUGUUUUGUCGUUUAUAAUUGCCGUUAGAAAUUAAUUACCGGUUGCGCCAGUCGUGAUGUACCAGUAGUAGUUAUUAAUCGUGUGUGUGUGUUUGUUUGCGAGCGUGUGAGAGCGCGCGCGUUCUCUACAAAGACGAGGCUAAAGUAAAGCGUUAAGAGAGUCGCCGCCGCCGCCCUUUAAUAUCGAUGGAUUAUUCGCGCGUUGUUCGGAGACUACUCGACAAUCAGUGGUGUGCGUACGGCGGCGGCACGGGGAGGAUUUAUUUUUGUUUUAUCAAUAAAAUUUUUCUUCGAAACCGGUCCGAAACGACAACUUGGGGGGGGCUGCGCUGUGACUCCGUAAGGCGCGUACUGCUGCCGUUAAUUGUCGUGGAGGCAGUGGAAGGUUUUCGGACUGAUAACCGUCGGCCAACUACUAUUGUGCCGCGCCUGCAGUACGACCGAGAUCGGUGCGGCGUCAUGUUGCGGUGGUGUACGGCACUGCAAAAAAAAGGUCGUUCGAUGCGAUUGCAAGCCGCGGCGACGGUAUGACCAGAAACGGCUAUAAAAUCGCCGCGUCGCGUUUGAGAUCUGUACGUCCCACGGAUUCACAUAUAUCCUACUACGGGUUUUUCUAAGGACAUCGUCGUCGUCGUCGAUAACUCACUAGAUGUCGAUAGCGUUGCUGCCGCCGCCGAUUAUUUAUUUUUUCUUUGUUUAAGAGUUAAUGCGUAGUUAUUAAAAAAAAAUAAAAAAUUAAUGUGGCGCGGAGCUCAUGUUUUUACACUCCGUAACGCGCGUUUCUCGUCGUGGUAUUCGGUUACGACGUCGGUCAGGAGUGCGGGACGCGUAUACGCCGAGGAUAUACUCGGCCUUUUUUUGGUGACCCAGUGGUGGUGCGAGUUAACGAAAUCGCAACGAGAUAAGGCUCGUCGCGUUUUUGGUGACCACUACCAUCACCACCUUCCACCAUUACCACCACCGGCAGCAGCAGCAGCAGUAGCUGUGUGUGUUUGACCGUGUGUCGAUUCGCCGUGUGUGUGUGUGCGUCUGUCAAGACUGUGUACAACCGACGUGUAGUUGCGUCGGUCAGUGCGGCAAAUCGAUCUACGCGUGUCAGUCGAUCCGAAAAAACACACUGCCGUUGUCGUGUUCUGCGUGUUCCGGCCGGUUCCGAUGAAAUCCUCGUUAUCCGUGUUUUCUUUCGGCGGUAGAUUUUGAUAUAAUUCGUUUUACCGUAAAAAUCAUCGCGUUUUUUUCAUCGAAUAGCAAAGUGUUUUUGUUUGCGGCGGCAGUGUCGAUUCGUUGGAAAACUAGUCGAAAUGUAAAUCGAUUUGCACACGACUUCCUGGUGGCGGCAUAGUUCACUCGUCGACCAACGAUAUUUCAAUAUCAUCAUGUUACAACUGGGUCCAUAUGAUCUCCACGAAUCUUGGACUAAGAUGAGCGGCGGCGCAAGCCCAAGCUCUGCGUUGCCCAAGAAAAAGAAAAAAAGCGACGCCAAGCCACAGUCCCAAAUUAACAAGUGCCUUAAUGAAAAACGCCGAAGAGAACAGGAGAACAUAUACAUCGAAGAACUGGCCGAGUUGAUCUCAGCUAGUUUUGCGGACAUGAGUUCCUUGUCUGUGAAACCCGAUAAGUGCGCCAUUUUACAGGAGACCGUGAAACAAAACCGUAGAAUAAAACCUGAAAAUUCAGAAAGUUUAGUGGCCAUCGAAUCGGCCGUACAACAAGGCGAAGUCUCUUCGUCGAAACAAUCGAAAAUAUCCAACACGGAAUUGGCUCCUCUUCUUCUUUCGGCGUUGGAAGGGUUUUUGCUCGUCGUCAGUGCGGACGGCCGAAUAGAAUUUGUCAGCGAUAACAUUGAACAGUUUCUCAACUACAAUCAAGAAGAACUGAUCGGCGAGAGCGUUUACAAUUUUAUUCAUCACGGCGAUCACACCAGAUUCGGUUUGCUAUUGAACAACCCUCUGUUGAUAUACAGCAGUUCCUCUUCAAUCGUGUCGCCGCCGCCGCCCGGCGGUUCCUCCCAGUCUUCGGGUUCGCUUAUGGAACAGCCGCCUCCUUCCGGCGGCGGCAACAAGGGCGGCAACAACUGGAAUCGGAAAUUCACCACCAAGUUCAAUUGUCGGCUGCUGGUGAAACCGCCGCCGUCCGAUCGAGACCAAACGAUCGAAGAAAAACAGAGUAGACCUUGUCAAUACAAGACAUUACAAAUAUCGUCUACAAAAAUUAAUGGUGGAAUGCUAGAUGACGAAGAAAAUACCGAUGGCGGCGGCCAGAGUUUAUUGUGUAUAGCGCAACACGCUCUCAACGAGAAACAUCUCAGUCCGCCUUUGGAACAGUUCUCGUUUAAGCUCGAUCAAAACGGCGAAAUUUUAAGUUUAGACACUCAAAACGUAUCGGAUACGUAUGCUCAAUACAUGAAAAAGGAAAAUCUAGCGGGUAGAAUGUUGCACGAAAAAUGUCACAAGAGUGACGCUCUGAAAGUGAUCAAUCACAUAAAAGAAACGCGGCGUGCAGGGUUCAGUACGAGUCCUAUUUUCAGACUGCAUUUGGUCGACGACAAAUACAUAAACGUGCAAACCAAAUCGAAACAUUUCAACAAAAACGAAGGUCACGAUACGGAAUUUAUAAUGGCGACUCUUUCGAUUAUCGGGGACAGCGAAAUGUGCAAUAUGAUCGAGAACCACUCGUCGGCUCUCGCUGCUGCCAGCACUGCUGUAGCCGCCGUAGUAGACCCUUUGGGCGCCGGAGGAACGGUUUCCUUGAACGGAGUAGACGCCGCUUUAUCGAUGAUGAGCGGCGGCGGCGGUGGGUCCACCACAUGCAAUCAGCAGCAGCAGCAGCAGUCGAACGUGCAAUCCGAUUCGAAAUUUUCCAGCAACAACGUCUACGGCAGCGGCGGCAACAACAGGACCACCACUCCGCCGACAUUCGAACUCAACUUGUCCAACUUUUCACUAUUUCCUGGUUGCAAUUAUGGCGGUGGCGGCGGCGAUAUGAUCGAAAACAAACCGUGGACGGCGGCGGCGGAACAGUCCGCGAGUGCGGGAGACGCGUCAAACAAAACUACUCCCGUGCCUAGUCCCGCCGCUACGACGAUUCAUUCCAAUCCGCCGCCUCACACGCCGGCGGCAGCACCACAGACGCCAUACGGUUGUUUUCCUUUUAGUCCGCUCGUUCAAUCGCCCAAAGACACCACCUUUGACAACAUCAACAAUGCCGCGGCCGCGGCCGCCGCCGAUAAAGCUGAAAAGUUGCGUUCAUUGUUGACCACCAGCAGCACAAAGAGGGCUGACGGAUCUUUUGACGAGACCGCCGCCAAGCAUAACAUUUUGAAAGGUCUUCUCAAUCAAAACGAAAUGAACUCGCAAGACGACGAUUCUGUUAAUCAUCAUCAUCAUCAUCAUCAUCACGGUACACCGUCAUCCAGUCCCGCCAAUGUCCGUCAACCGCUUCACAACUUUUCCACCGUGAUGGCGAACGACACCGCAGCAGCGAUGAUACCGCCGAAUAGUGCGGCGGCGGCGGCGGCCGCCGCCAGUAGCAAUAACAACAAUAAUAUGUUGCUCAAGUUGUUGAACGACAAAAGCGAAGACGAAGACUUGGAAGCCAGAAUCGGUAUUAAAAAGCAAAACGAACUCCUUCAACAGUUGCUCAAGGAAGACGAUAACGGCGGUGGACAACAGCACGGAGGAGGAGGAGGUGGCGGCGGCGGCGGCGGCAUGCACGAGCAAAAUGAACAUCGUCGUCCAAACGACGACAACAACAGGAUAUUGAAAGUCUAUCGGAUUUUAUCGCCCGCGUCACCCGACAGUCUUGGCCACGGCAGCAGGAAACGUAACAGUGUUGUUACUGCGGCGGACGACGACAACGAACAUCCACCUUUAAAACGUACAAACAGUUCUUCGGCGGCGGCGGCGGGUUCCGGCGCUACGGGUCCCUUGUCUCUAGACUCUCUAUCCAACCCCAGCAGCAGCAUCGGCGGCGGCGGUAGUUGCCAAUCCCAAGUGACCACCAGUAAAUUGCGAGAGCGCAACAAGAUGCUCGCUGAAUUGUUGGAGAUCAAAGACCCCACGCCACCGUCUAUUCCGGUUAUGCCCGCUUCCGUUAUAUCGGGUACACCUCAAGAAAAAUUAGCAAACAUAAUCAAACAGCAGCAGCAGCAGCAGCAACAACAUCAACAGCAGCAGCAGCAGCAGCAGCAGCCACAACAACAACAACAGCAGCAACAACAACCACCUGCUGGAUGGAACAACAAUAAUCAACAUCAGAUGUGUAUUGCCCCAUCGCAGAGAAUACAACAAAGUCAACAUCAAAAUCUUCUUCAACGCACUAUGGCUCCAAAAAGCGGUAGUAAUCCUUAUCUGAAUACCAUGUUGGAUCAACAACCCCAAACCGCUCACGGCCCGGGUCACCUGACUAACAUGCACAUGCAAACAAUGCGCCUCGUUACCUCGUCCGCUACUGGUGGUUUGAGUGGAUACAACACGCAAUUCGGUAACGCCGAAAUCAAUACUAAUUUACAACCGUUCAAUUCCGAUCCCGAAUUAUCCGAACUGCUGGAAGAAGUAAUGGAUAUAAUGGUCGUUACUUCGGAAACCGCUCAAACACCCAACACUACGGUUGGACCCAAUACGGUAAACCAGAGUUCAUUCAAUUCGUUGAUGAAUGAAAAUAUGGCCGUUAGUGAAAUCAAAAAGUGUUUGAUGCAAGUCGAAUCUUCGGUUAAAUCACCGGUGCAGUUAAAUUAUGGUGGUGCGCCCAACGCUAAUAGUAUUCAAGUACAAAAUCAAUUCAUACCACCUCCGGCCUAUCAACCCCAACAAAAAAAUACGAGAUUCAACCAUCAGCAAUCGCCCAGAUUGGCGGCUGCCGUGGCCUCGUCGUAUCCUAAAAACGUACAGACGCCACCUCUGCAACAGCAACAAUUAUUAUUGCAACAACAACAACAAAAACAAAGGUUAAUUCAGCAACAGCAGCAGCAACAACAACAGAAGCAAAGACUUCUUCAACAGCAACAGCAACAGAAAAUGGUCGUGUCGUCUAAUUCGGCCGCUAUUCCCAAUCCAGAUCCGACAACUGCUCUACAAACAAUAGAUUCUUUGAUAAAUAAUUCUGUUGCGCCUAAUGUAGCAUUACAGCUGUCUUCAAAUGUACCUGAUUCACAAUCUCAAUUAAGUCCGGUUUAUGCUGCUGCACCGGGCAGCCAGUUGCUCAAUUCAUCUCAGAUCUCACCUUCAUCAAAUCGUCAACCUCCUUACAAUAACCUCCAACAACAACAACAAUCGUUUUCAAUGUUAAAUUACGGAACGACAACACAAACUCAAACAACAGCACAAUCGCAACAACAAAUGACUCUACAAACGGCUUCACAGAUGUCUCCGUCGAGUCAUCCACAAUACCAAAAUACAUUGAACCCUUGUGUGAAUCAGCAGCAGUAUCAAAACCAACAGACCGCCGCCGGUGUGUGGACGCAACAACAAAGAUUGACUUUACAUCAACAACAAAAUCCCAUGUUAAAUGCUCAAUUACAAGUCGCCGGUUUUAAUAAUGGUGGCGGUGGCGGCAAUGCUAUUAGACAAAAUUUCAUUAAUCCUCAACAACAACAACAACAAAUGGCGGCUGCACCACCCCAAACACAAAGUCGCGUUUUGACGAGUCCUGUCGGUUACAAUACAGAAGUGACGGCCAAUGCGAAUUGUACGUCUCAACAACAACAGCAGCAGCAGCAGUUACAACAGCAACAAUUUCGAGUGCCCAGAAGUAUGAGCAUCACUACCACCCCUACCAACGCUCAAAUUCCUGGAGGAGGAGGAGGCGGCGGCGGCGGUAACAACGGAGUAACGGAGUACACUAGAAACGAGUUACGCGCUUUUGUCGGUGUACGUAGUCAACAAGGCGGCGGAAACGCUCGUAUGGCCGGUCAAUUGUUAGCCGGCCAAAACGUCACUGCUGCAGAACUCGAUCCCUUAGGUUUAAAUUUUGAUAUGUCGCCAUCGGGCGGUAGCGAAAGCCCCAAAUGGUCAGGAUUGAACUCCGAUCACGGGACGUCAUCAUCUCCUCAACCACAAGUAAUGGCGCCGAGGGGUCAGCUCGAUGACGCUGGAAGAUUAAGUAAUGCCAAUUCCACUACGGGUACCAGCGUAUCCGAUCAAAAAUCUUCGUUGUUACAAAAGCUUCUCUCUGAAUGAUGGCAUUAUUAUUAUUAUUAUUAAUUUUUGUUAUUUAAAUUUUCACAGAAAAUUAAUUUGCAGGGACGACUCGUUUAGAAUAAUAUAAUUUAUUUAUUUUUUUUUUUUUUAUGUACAUUCAGUUUUUAUUACUUUGAUUAUAAAAAUAAAAUUUAAGAAAAACAUAUUUGUUUUUACAAAUUUUACUAUGUACAAAUGGGGACCGUCUAUUUUACUAAACUCGGCGGUAUUGAAUUUAAAGGUAGAGUUUAACGCGUUACAUGUUGAUUUAUUUACUAAGUUAUUGAUCAUCGUUUUGUUUUACUUGCCAAUUUAAUUUUGUUGUGUACUCAAUUAUUGUUUUUUUUUUUUUUUACAGUUAAAUUUUGUUAUUAUUUUUAAUCCCGGUUAUUACGUUUGAGAUCAUCGAUAUUGUCCAAUAAGACGACAAUAUUAUUAAAUGUGGAAUCCAGCUAAAAGAAAAAUACGACUCCUCGAUUGUUCUUUUUUUUCUACGCGUUCCCAUAUUUUCUCACUCGUUUUACACUCCAUAAUAUAACACACUUGCACUUUGCAUUAUAUUAACAUUAUCGAUUUUUCACUAUUAUCAUCGUUAUUUAUUACUUCAUCUAUGUAUAACUUGUUUAUAAAACGUUUGUAUUCAUUUCGAACAGAUUUCACGUGAACUAAUCGAGAACGUUCAAUGAAUUGUUAUACAAACAAAAAGUUCCAACAGUUUACUCUAGCCGAUCUCUCUAGUCGAGAUUGGGACAUCUUUGGGCUUCCUCCUCCUACUCUGUUGUGUGUUAAUUGAUCAGUGAGAUAUAAUUUUUUCUGUAACACUUGAUUUCUAUACUUUUACAAAACGAUCACCCUUCUAUAAUUUUGUUAUAUACUCUAUGAUAAUAUGUAUUAUGUUAUGAAUGUUAUAUUUUUAAAUUUUUUUCACUUUCUAUUAAUCAACAAAAUGCUGGAUUCUGUUUUCUCACUAAAAUUUUAUUCCUCUCCUAUGUUGUGUUUUAUGUUGUUUUUUAAAUUUUCAUGGGGCAUAUCUUGAAUAAGAUUUAAGCUGUUAAAAAGCUACUAGGGUAUAAUAAUUUACAUAUGUCGUUUUAGAUUUGUUACCGUCAUCAAUAAAUUCCUCCAAAUGAUAAUAAUUAAAGUAAUAAUAAAUUACAGUGACAUUCUUGUAGGUUUAUACGAUUUCUACGUAUGAUGAUACUAUACGGAUAUUUGAUUAUUACACUAACUUUGAUACUGUUAUUUUAUCUCCAACUUUCUCUUUAGUAUCAAUAUACUUAUUAUCGUCAUUGUACAUUAUAUUAUUGAAAAAAAAAAAAAUCAUUAUUGCUGUUGUUGUUGUUGUUGUUGUUGUGAGAAUUUCUUUUUUUAAGUUCCUUUUGUUAUUCAUUAUUAUUUUUAAAAUAUUAUUGACGAGUAAUAUUUUUUGAUAAAAAUAGUUAUGUAAGAAAGUCAUGUGUAGUAUUGUUUAUUUUUAAUACUUAAGAUUCACCUUUUUUACCUUAAUUUUUUAUCUGUCUGAUAUUUUUAUAAAAUUAAAAUAUGGUAUAUAUUUUCUUAAUAUUUAUAUAAAUAUAUAGAUAUAUAUAUUUAUUUAUUUAAAUAUAUAUAUAUAUAUAUCUGUGUAAUAAAUAUUUUUUAGAAUAUAUUUGAUUGGAUUAUCAUACCACACCAUUUUUUUCUCCUCGCUCUAUUAUUCAUUUUAAAUUAUCCGUUAAUGAAACAUGACGGAUACUUUUUGUAUGUUAUCACAAAGUGAUUUUAUUUAUGAUAUAAAUAAUUAUUAAAUACUGUUAUUUAUGUUUGAAAAUAUUACUUUAUAGUUACCUAUGCGAUACACAUUCGGGUCAUUGCAAAGUUCUUAAAAUAGGGGUGUUGUCUGUGUUUUUAAUAGUUAUAUAUAUAUAUAUUUA
Messenger RNA from Daktulosphaira vitifoliae (grape phylloxera), 8091 nucleotides. RefSeq names its product nuclear receptor coactivator 2-like. The coding region runs from base 1379 to 6178 and encodes 1599 amino acids. Gene Ontology annotation, cellular component: nucleus. Gene Ontology annotation, biological process: cellular response to hormone stimulus; positive regulation of transcription by RNA polymerase II. The record is from RefSeq and is a predicted model, not a curated record. NCBI's taxonomy places the organism in Eukaryota, Metazoa, Arthropoda, Insecta, Hemiptera, Phylloxeridae. Gene Ontology annotation, molecular function: nuclear receptor binding; protein dimerization activity. The transcript has 22 exons.